Molecule: messenger RNA, 1969 nt
Organism: Colius striatus (speckled mousebird)
Lineage: Eukaryota; Metazoa; Chordata; Aves; Coliiformes; Coliidae
Gene: UMPS
Product: uridine monophosphate synthetase
Exons: 6
Coding region: 11-1459 (482 amino acids)
Biological process (GO): 'de novo' UMP biosynthetic process; 'de novo' pyrimidine nucleobase biosynthetic process
Molecular function (GO): orotate phosphoribosyltransferase activity; orotidine-5'-phosphate decarboxylase activity
Source: RefSeq, a predicted model, not a curated record
GCGGCGCGGCAUGGCGGCGGCGGCGGCUGCGGGCUGUGUGGCGGCCGUGCUGCGGGACGCGGGCGCGCUGCGCUUCGGGGAGUUCGUGCUGAAGAGCGGCCGGUCCUCUCCCGUCUACAUCGACCUGCGCGGCCUCGUCUCAUACCCGCUGCUGCUCCGACAGGUGGCGGAUCUUCUCUUUCAAACGGCCCAAGAGGCUGGUGUGGAGUACGAGUGCGUGUGCGGCGUCCCUUACACCGCUCUGCCCCUGGCCACCAUCAUCUGCGUCCAGCACCAGGUCCCAAUGCUCAUACGGAGGAAGGAGGCAAAAGACUACGGUACUAAGCGGCUGGUAGAAGGCAGCGUUAAUCCAGGAGAAACGUGCUUGAUCAUUGAGGAUGUGGUAACAAGUGGUUCUAGUGUACUGGAAACUGCAGAAGUUCUUCAGAAAGAAGGAUUAAAAGUCACAGAUGCCAUAGUGCUGCUGGACAGGGAGCAGGGCGGGAAGGCCAGGCUAGAGGAGCGUGGAAUUCGCCUGCACUCUGUGUGCACGUUGUCAGGGGUGUUGGAGGUUCUGCAGCAGCAGGGAGACGUUGCUGCUGAGAUGGUUGAAAAAGUGAAGAAGUUCAUUGAGGGGAACAUGUUUGAGCCAGUGUCUCAGAAUGGCUCUGCUCCCGUGAAGAGGUUGUGUAAAGAGCUGAGCUUUGGCACUCGUGCUGAGCUGCCGGGUGUACAUCCUGUUGCUGCCAAACUCCUCAGGCUCAUGGAAAGGAAGCAGACCAACUUGUGCCUUUCUGCUGAUGUCACCAGCUCCAAAGAGUUGCUGCAGUUAGCUGCCAUCCUGGGCCCCAGCAUUUGUAUCCUGAAGACUCACGUAGACAUCCUCAAUGAUUUCACGCAAGAGGUGGUGAAGGAGUUGAGAGCGCUCGCAGACCAACAUGAAUUCUUGAUUUUUGAAGACAGAAAGUUUGCAGACAUUGGAAACACGGUGAAACAUCAAUAUGAAGGUGGUGUGUUCAGAAUCUCAUCCUGGUCAGACAUGGUUAAUGCCCACGUGGUCCCAGGCUCUGGAGUUGUGAGGGGUCUGAAGGAAGUGGGCCUUCCUCUCCAGCGUGGCUGCCUCCUGGUUGCCCAGAUGAGUUCCCAAGGGUCGCUCGCAACGGGGGAAUACACAAAAGCUGCAGUACAGAUGGCUGAAGACAACUUGGAUUUUGUGUUUGGGUUCAUAUCUGGAUCUAGAGUUAGCAAUAAACCGGAAUUUCUUCACUUAACUCCAGGAGUGCAGCUGCAAAGUGGAGGUGAUAACCUUGGACAGAAGUACCUAACCCCCAAGGAAGUUGUUGGCCAAAAAGGUUCAGAUAUCAUUAUUGUAGGACGUGGCAUCUUGUCAGCUUCAGACCGUCUCCAAGAAGCAGAGAAGUACAGGAAGGCAGCUUGGGAGAGCUACGUGAGCAGACUUGGUGUUUGUGCAGAGGAUUGAAAGCAGGCCACUUUCCCUGACAAUAAGCAAACCUGAUGGAGCUGCAGUCAUUGUGAGCCUUCCACUUAAAUACAGAGACACUUCAGCCAGUAGAAAACUGCCCUUUUGGCGAAGAAUCUGCUACUAACUUUAUUAUUUGUGGUUUCACACACAUAAAUCAAGUUGUACAUGCAACUGGGGGGUUUUAAUAUUUGAAACCAAAACUUCAUGCCCAGUUUUUAGUCAUAACAACUUUGCUCUGAUGAAAAGUGUUGCCCAGAACACUCGGGGGGUAUUUUAUUGGCUGUUGUUGGUUUUGUUUCUUUUUCCCUACUCUCAAAUUCUUUCUGGCUGUGGAAGCAGUAUUUUACUGUUCUUACACAUCACCUGCAGACCUGACCUGCUGCCUUGCUCUCACAGGAUUGCUUGGCUCUGCUGCUUCCCAGGAGCAAGGGUGAGCCUUCAUCACACACUGUGGAACUGAAUAGUGUGUUGUUUAAUAAAUACUUUUUUACCACUGUUUUCCUUUUA